AUGUAUUCUAAUUGUAACAUCUGUUACGUGUUUUUCAACCGAAUUGAAAACAUUUUUGUAAUUCAAUCAGUGAACGGAAGGGAAGGGUUUUACCAUUCCAGGUAUGUGAGACGCUUUCGACUGGAGAGUUUCCAUGAGCCAAUUGAGCACUGGUUCGUCCAGAAAGUGAAUCAUUUCAAUGUAGCUGAUGGCCGAGUGUGGAACCAGAGAUUUUAUAUCAACGACACGUAUUAUAAACCUGGGAGUCCUGUCUUUCUGAUGAUCGGAGGAGAGGGGGCUUUAAACCCAACAUGGAUGGAGCAUGGUACUUGGCUAACAUAUGCUAAAAAGUUGAAUGCCCUUUGCAUAUUUCUGGAACAUCGGUUUUAUGGAAAAAGUUGGCCAACACAGGACUUGAGCACAGCAAACCUCCAUUACCUUCGCAGCAGCCAGGCUCUGGCUGAUCUCGCCCACUUUCGAAAUAUGAUGGGAGUCAAAAUGAACCUGACACUAAAUAAAUGGAUUGCUUUUGGAGGUUCUUAUCCAGGGACCCUUGCAGCCUGGUUCAGACUGAAGUACCCUCACCUGGUCUACGGUGCAGUUGCAACCAGUGCUCCCAUGCGCGCAGUGAUCAACUUUACAGAGUAUCUCGAGGUGGUUUCGAAUGCUUUGGCAGCCUAUAGUCCCCAGUGCCCUUUACUGGUGAAGAAUGCCUCGGAUUCUCUGGUAAAGAUGUUGAAAAAACAUUCCUCCAUCAAAAAGAUAUCGAAAGAUUUCAAGUUGUGUGAAAGACUUAAAAUAAGGUCCUACAUGGAUUCUUCUUAUUUCUUGGAGGCGUUGGCUGGUAAUUUCAUGGAUGUGGUCCAGUAUAAUGAGGACAAUCGAAUUUUUGAGGAUCCAAAAGGUACCAACAUCACUAUUCAGGUACUCUGUGAUAUCAUGGCAAAUUCAUCGUUGGGUGUACCCUACAAGAGAUAUGCUGCAAUUGUACAAAUGAUGUUGCAAAUAUAUGACGAGAAAUGUCUGGAUACUAGUUACAGCAAGUUUUUACAGGAUAUGUCUAAUAUCACUUGGACAGGAUUAGCAGCAGAUGGAAAUAGACAGUGGGAGUAUCAGUCGUGUGCUGAAUUUGGCUUUUUUCAGUCAGCGGAUUCAAUACUUCAGCCUUUCUCUGGCUUUUCUCGCCGUUACAAACUUCAGCAGUGUGUGGAUAUAUUUGGUCCAAAGUUUAAUGCGAGUGCAGUUGCCAAUGCGAUACAGCAGACCAACGAAUGCUAUGGAGGCCUUAACAUUAAAAGCAGUCGGAUUGUCUUCCCCACGGGCUCAAUGGAUCCUUGGCAUAUAUUAAGCAUCACAAAGAAUCUUAGUGUGGAUGUUCCAGCUAUUUACAUUCAAGGUACAGCGCAUUGUGCUAACAUGUAUCCAGCACGAUCAGAGGACCUACCACAGCUUACAAGGGCAAGAGAAGAGAUUUUGCAGCUGCUUCAAAACUGGCUUAAAUAGUCGGUUCAUUUAAAUCAGC
Messenger RNA from Callorhinchus milii (elephant shark), 1501 nucleotides. RefSeq names its product serine protease 16 (gene prss59). The coding region runs from base 1 to 1482 and encodes 493 amino acids. The record is from RefSeq and is a predicted model, not a curated record. Gene Ontology annotation, biological process: proteolysis. The transcript is spliced from 10 exons. NCBI's taxonomy places the organism in Eukaryota, Metazoa, Chordata, Chondrichthyes, Chimaeriformes, Callorhinchidae. Gene Ontology annotation, molecular function: serine-type exopeptidase activity; dipeptidyl-peptidase activity.